CCACCCACCCUAUUAUCCAACAAACAAAAUUGUCAAUCCGACAGGAAUAUUAUUUAUAUAAUGCUUAUUAAAGUAAAGACGUUAACAGGCAAAGAGAUUGAAUUGGAUAUUGAUCCAAAUGACAAAGUUUCUCGUAUCAAAGAAAGAGUCGAAGAAAAGGAAGGUAUUCCUCCAUCCCAACAGCGUUUAAUCUAUGCAGGAAAACAAAUGGCGGACGACAAGUAUGCUGAAAGCUAUCAUUUAGAAGGCGGUAGUGUUUUGCAUCUAGUUUUGGCUCUUCGUGGUGGAUUUUAAAUGUAAAAGAAAAAUAAGAAGCAAGUUAUGAGGCAGAUGAAAUCUAUUUAUCAACAUUAAAAUUGUAUGAGAGGUUGGACCUGAUAAACAUAAUGUCAUUGAACAAAAAGAGAAAGCAGUCGCUCAUCAAAUAUCCCGAGUUCUUCUUUUUUUGGAUAUAGAAUGAAUCUUUUGGCAUUGCAUAAAGCUAUCUGUAAUUUCUUGUUAUUGAACGCAUUCGCAGUUGCCAAGUAAUUUCAUACCGUUUCAAGAGCAUGAUUUCUGCGUAGCGAGCAAUACAACCACAACGUCGU
This is a messenger RNA of Schizosaccharomyces cryophilus OY26, 587 nucleotides long. RefSeq names its product ubiquitin-like protein modifier Ned8. Gene Ontology annotation, biological process: modification-dependent protein catabolic process; protein neddylation; regulation of proteolysis. Gene Ontology annotation, cellular component: nucleus; cytoplasm. The record is from RefSeq and is a predicted model, not a curated record. The transcript is spliced from 4 exons. The coding region runs from base 61 to 294 and encodes 77 amino acids. Gene Ontology annotation, molecular function: protein tag activity; ubiquitin protein ligase binding. Lineage: Eukaryota; Fungi; Ascomycota; Schizosaccharomycetes; Schizosaccharomycetales; Schizosaccharomycetaceae.